AUGGGACUAUGUGGAUCGAAGGAGGCACCAAAAAGACCAGGAAAUCCUGCUUUUCCUCAAAAUCAGGUGGAAGCAAAAGUUGCUAAACAUAAAGGACAACGGCUGGGGAGCGCUACAGAAAAUGAAGCUAACGGUCUAAGCGCCAAGGAGCUCGCCGCCAAAGCUGCGAAAGAUCGAUACGAACAGGAAAGGAAAAAGAACGAGAAAGGUGAGCUGGGAAAAAAGCUUGCCCAAGAGAUCAAGAAAUCGUCCAAAGAUCAUGCGAUGGAGAAAUAUCAUAAUAAAAACAAAGAAGAGCUUGUAUACGAUUGA
Molecule: messenger RNA, 312 nt
Organism: Ogataea parapolymorpha DL-1
Lineage: Eukaryota; Fungi; Ascomycota; Pichiomycetes; Pichiales; Pichiaceae
Exons: 1
Coding region: 1-312 (103 amino acids)
Source: RefSeq, a predicted model, not a curated record